AGGUCUUACCUGUGCUCCCCCUUUUCCUCCAUCAUCACUGGAAAGAAGGAAAAACUCACACAGUGAACGUGCAGUGGGUUUUUAGAUGUUUGUGUUGACUGGGAUGGAAAUGCAUCAGUGUUAAUGUGCUGUGUAUGAGUCCUUUCCAUCCUUCUAGAGCCUGGCCUUCACUGGCUGAGCAGGAGGCCCUUCAGCUGGGGAGGAGCCGGCUUCUAGAAGUCUUAUGCCACAAUUGAAACACCAACCCCAGCAAAUGCUUCCUAGUAAUGGUGCAGUAUUUUGGUCUGUCUUCUGUUUGUCUUUUGUUUUGCACGCUGAGUACUGAGCUAGCUGUAGCUGCUGCUAAUACCCACAUCCCCAGUAGGACAUAUGCAAUCUUAUUUUAUUGGGUUUUUAAAUGGCUAAAAGUGUAAAUAAUUUUAACUUUCAUUGGUUUUGUCUGGGGGGAGGGAUGGGGUGCACAUUCAAAUGUGGCUCUCAGGGGCAAGCAAAGGGAAAAGGGGUCUUUGGAGCAGAGGGUAGCAGUAAGGGGACAAGGGCAGGCGGGUGUUGUGCAAAGAGACCUCUUCUGCAGACUGUUACUGUCUUUUGUGUCACUGCUGGAACAGGGUGUUGGGCGAUACCUGCUUUUUUCCCUGUCUCAUUUGAGUUCUGUUACUGGGUGGCUGUGGAGUUGAUUUUUUUGCAAUCAAUGAAAUUCACUCCUGGCCCUGUUCAGUUUCUUGCUGCCUUGGCAUCUCUUGCCUUCCGCACCACUGACCCUUCUAGCACCCCAUCUGUGCUCUGCUGGGCAUCAUAGCACGGCACCUGGAGACUCCGACCUGACUAGAAUAGAGCCAGGAGCUCUGUUACACGGCAGGCUCUGUGGUUUGUGUCCCUUGGGGAAGGGGAGGAAGCUCGGAGGGAAAAGUUCAAGCUGUCCCACGGGGGCAGAGACAUUUCUUGCUGGUCUGGCAGGGCAGGAUGGUUCUGACGCUGGCCCUCGUGGACUCCGCCUUGCCCUAACCCCAGCGCCGGGGCAGGUCUGUGCAGCUGGUCUUCCCGCGGGUCCCAGUGGUGCUCCCGAAGGAGGAGCAUGCGGAGGGGUGCGGGGGCCGGGCCGAGCUCCCCGGGGCGGGCCGAGCUCCCCGGGGCGGGCCGAGCUCCCCGGGGCGGGCCGAGCUCCCCGGGGCGGGCCGAGCUCCCCGGGGCGGGCCGAGCUCCCCGGGGCGGGCCGAGCUCCCCGGGGCGGGCCGAGCUCCCCGGGGCGGGCCGAGCUCCCCGGGGCGGGCCGAGCUCCCCGGGGCGGGGCUGUGCCUGGUCCCGCCCCGUGACGCCCCGCCGGAAGCGGGCGCGGCGGGGCCGCCGGUGCCGGUGGCGGCAGUGCCGCCAUGGAGUUCCCGGACCUGGGUGCGCACUGCUCCUGGCCCGCCUGCCAGCGCCUGGGGGGAUGAGAGAUGUGGCCCUGGCUUUGCUGCGGGUCGCUGUUGUUCCUUCGGGAAGAGUCGGGGAGGCCCUCGGGCUGCGGGAUGUGCAGGUCCCAGUGUGUCCCCUCUGCAACACCCCAGUCCCUGUGAGGCGGGAGGAGAUGCCUGAUAUUGUGGUGGGUGAGCACAUUGACCGUGACUGCAAGUCUGACCCUGCACAACGCAAGCGCAAGAUCUUCACCAACAAGUGUUUGAAGCCUGGCUGCAAGCAGAAGGAGAUGAUGAAGGUGAUCUGUGACCAGUGCCACAAGAACUACUGCCUCAAGCACCGGCACCCUCUGGACCAUGACUGCAGUGGGGCAGGGCAUCCCCUUUCCAAAGCAGGGCAUGCUGCGGUUACCAGAGCCCAGGCAUCCUCCUCCAAAAUAGUCACUGCAUCAAGCAGCGGAGCUGCCCGGCCAGCAGACAGCUCGUCUUCUCCGGCCUGUGCCAGGGGAGGCAGAGCAGCUGCAUCGCAGACUCGCAGCACCUCCCCUCCAGCUGUCAUGCUGCAGAAUGGGCUGAGCGAGGAAGAGGCACUGCAGCGAGCUCUGGAGAUGUCCCUGGCAGAGUCAGCACGCAGCUCAGCACAGCCACCCAGCACUCAGGAGGAGGAGGAUCUGGCACUGGCCCAGGCGCUGUCAGCGAGCGAAGCCGAGUACCAGCAGUCACAGCGGCAGGCGCAUGGUUCAAAGCCAUCGAACUGCAGCAUGUCAUAGGCAGGUGAGGCAGGGUGUGCCAGUGGACACAGAAUCCCGCUUGUGACCCGAGGAGCGGCUCUGGCCUCCCACAUGGAUGCCAUGGGGUUCUGACCUGGACACCGGUUCUAAGAGCCCCUUGCCAAGGACAGCUCAUCUCCCUGGGAGCUGUAAGCCACCAAAUACACACUGACACUUCAGCCCUAGUACCUAUAUAAAAUUAGUGCAGCAAAUUGCUAAUGCUCCUGGGGAGGUGAAGACUGGUACAGGACAGGGCUGGGUACACACCAACCAAAGCAAGCAGCAGCCCAGGCUCUGCACCUAACCCACAGUUGCCACAGCCAUGUCCCAACACUGCUGGGAUUGUGGGUGAAGGGCAGAGCUGUGUGGGGACAUCUCUGCAUGCUCAGACAUACAGCUGGGAUGUGGCUGCCUUCUGUAGUGGAGGCUGGAUUCCAUGCUCUGGGGAGGGCUGUGCCAGCCCCUCAGCAAAGAGCAAAUGGGCUGGGAUGUCUCUCACUUGGGCAUGGCACAGAUGAAUGUGCAGCCUCCCAGCAGCAUGAAGGCAGCCCCUUCCCCGCUCCAAACACCCUCGGUGCCUCCCUACUGUUUGCAUGUACAAGAGUAUGUUGGGCCUUAUUCUGCUCGGCUGGGGCACAAGACCUCUCAGACUGAAUGGAGCUGAUUUCCUUUCUGGUUUAAUAUAAUAAGUAACCUUGGCAGUGACUUGAAUGCCAGCUUCACACACAUGAGAUGGUUGCAGCUGUCUUCCUGCUGCUGGCUGCUCUCUGCUGCCCUGAACUUAAAGAGGGCCCUGUUGAAAUGCUGCUGGUGUUGGAAUGCCUCCCUUCUUCCAGUUGUGUUGCUGGGGAUCCCCUUCUGGGAUAGCAAUAGCACACAACCCCUACCCACAAACAAAACCCUGAGCCUAGAGCCUGGUUGGGUGGAGGGGAUUUGUUCUGCAGGGGGUCUGCAGCCAUGCACAGCUGUGCUUCUUUCCCACCUGCUGCUGUAACUGUUCCUGCCUGCAGGGCUGUGCCUGGUUCUGCACAGGAUUGGGCUGUCUUGCUCUGAGCAGUUGAGGGAGAGGGGGUUCAGUCUGGGUCCAGGGAAUGCUGAGACUUGUCAAAGUGCUGCUUGGGAGAAAAUAAAAACAUAGCAUAAGGUACAGAGGUACCUGAGGGAGCAGUAA
Messenger RNA from Prinia subflava (tawny-flanked prinia), 3335 nucleotides. It is a transcript of the gene ZFAND2B, whose product is annotated as zinc finger AN1-type containing 2B. The record is from RefSeq and is a predicted model, not a curated record. NCBI's taxonomy places the organism in Eukaryota, Metazoa, Chordata, Aves, Passeriformes, Cisticolidae. Bases 1076 to 2164 code for a protein of 362 amino acids. Gene Ontology annotation, biological process: protein targeting to ER; proteasome-mediated ubiquitin-dependent protein catabolic process. Gene Ontology annotation, molecular function: zinc ion binding. Gene Ontology annotation, cellular component: endoplasmic reticulum; cytoplasm. The transcript has 9 exons.